AUGAUCGGGAUGCUGGCGGGAGAAGUCUAUCUUUGUUUUUCAUUUUCUUCAAAUGAUCUCUACUCUUCGGAGGGAGAUAGAUUUGCGAAUACGAACUACGAGGGUAGCGCAGCAUGUGUGAGUGGUGCCUUAGAUUCCUUGGGAAUGGAUCCAUGGUUUAACAUUUACUUUUACAUUCAUCCUUGUGGCAGUGGCACGCACCGACGGAAAGCCGCAUCCGUUCACCACCCCAGGGAAUACCUUGACCUACAGCUAAUUGAUAUUUUUCGUUCCGCAAUCAUUGUGAUAGACGUGGUAUCAAAAUAGAUGUAGGCAGGAGUUAUAAAGAGCACGAGAAAACUUGUAUUUUUGUUUCUGGUUUUUCUCCAAUUAUUUUUAUCAGUACGUAGGUAGUUGCUCUGUCUUCUAGAAGAAGUACAGUUUUAUUGAGUGCUCGAAUGCAUAUCUGAGGCCGUUUAUGAUCAUUCCUUUCUCAAAAAAGCUUCCUUGUCGUGCGGAAAAAUGUCUAAGAGUCCGAGGACGGAUCCGGGCCGGACUCCUCGGGGUAACUACUACAUGAUCUCACGACGACAACAUUGGAACUCGAAAUCAUUGAGUUAGUGUUUCUUUGCUUGAAGUUUCAGGGUAGGGGUGUUUGCUUGAAUUUUCAGGGUAGCGGUGAAGAGCCUAUUUGUGAGCUGUUGGAAUUAAACUGAGAGUGAACUUCUUAUGACAGUUGCAGUUAAACGAGUAUGUGAUAGUCUCACAGGAAGUAGGAUAUCUGUUUUUAAUAUAUAUAAUGAAAUCUGAGCCUGAGGUAGUUCGGACUCUCUUCCGGUGUAGAAUAGUAAGUAGGGUAGGUACUAAGUGGUCUAAGAAAUAAGAAGUAAGAAAGGAUAUGGAGGUGUAUCCGAUGAGGAGUGUAAAAAAUAGAUUCCAGAGAAACACCCUAGAAGUAGUAUUCAAGACACACAUAGAUGGAUGGAAAAGCACGUGAUUUAAGAACCAGACAGCAGGACAAUAAACUACGCGUCAAGUAAAGGGGUUGUUGAGACGCCGAUCAUCAUUUUCCACGAUUGGUUAAGAUGCGAUAAAUGACCAUGUAUGAAGCAAGUUGCGCAUAAGAUUCUUAUCAAGGUUAAAAAGAAGAAGUCGUCCAUGAAAA
This is a messenger RNA of Amoebophrya sp. A25, 1144 nucleotides long. Lineage: Eukaryota; Dinophyceae; Syndiniales; Amoebophryaceae. The record is from the annotation of a GenBank genome assembly.